ACGAUAUAGCCCUUUAACUCCCAAAAGUUAACAUUUUAAUUAUUUCUUAUUCCUUUUGUGAAGUUAUGUCACCACUUGCUAAGACUAAUUCUGCAGUAUGAAGGCUUCUAACUCCUUUGAGUUGAAACGUCUUACCAGUGAUGACUGCAAGAACGAAAUGCCACAAGUAGAAGUAUCAAAAGAAACGGCUCAAGCACACUCCAGGUUUUGGGAUUAUGUUUUGGCUGUACGACCAUGGUCCUUUAGUGCAUCUUUAACAUCUGUUGGACUUGGAACCGUUUUGGCAUAUAAACUUGCAACAAGUUUUAGUGUGAUGGUAUUGUUGGCAACAAUCAUGAUCUGUCUUUCUGUACACAUUUCAGGAAAUCUUCUCAACACCUACUUCGACUACGUAAAUGGAGUUGAUGAUAAGUAUAGUGAUGACAGGACACUGGUUGACAACAAGUUAACUGCGAAUGAAAUCUAUUAUUUAGCUAUCAUUUCAUAUGUUUUUAGCUGUACUUGGGUUGUCAUCUUAAUAUAUUUAUCUCCAGCUAAAGUGGGUCUUCUUAUAUUUUAUGCACUUGGCUUAGUUAGUUCUUAUAUUUAUACUGGUGGUGUUUGUCUGAAGUACAGAGCCCUGGGAGAUGCAUUAAUUCUUGUUACGUUUAGCCCACUAAUAACAUUCUUCACAUUUCUGGCCCAAACCAGAUUUCUUGAUCUUAGCCUUUUGUGGUAUUCUCUUCCAUUUGCUUUUUUUACUGAAGCAAUAUUACAUAGCAACAACACUCGAGACAUAGGAAACGAUAGCAGAGCUGGCAUAGUUACUGUGGCCAUUCUUCUUGGAUAUGCUGGUUCUAAAUUGUUAUACAGCUUUCUCUUGUUUUUACCUUAUAUAAUUUUACUUAUUCUCGGGAUUGAGUCCAGCACGUGGAUGUUUCUUCCAUUAGUAACUGUUCCUUAUGCUCUGCAGCUCCAGCGACAGCUAGGAAACAAACAGAUUAAAAAACUGCCAACACAAACUGCCCAGUUAACCUUGUUUUUUGGGAUUCUCUACAUAAUAGCUUGUGCAGGAGCUCCACCACUGUUCGGUUUCAUAAAACAUCUUCACAAAUGAGGUGAAUAAUAAGCUUAAUUAGUAAGGUAACGUGGAAUACUGUUGUUGGUGUAUAAUAUUAUAUAAGUAAAUUCAAAAAGGCAGCUUUUAUAUUGGAAUAUAGAUUGGACAAACGAACAUCUGUUAGGGGAUCUGGAGGCAUGCCCUCUGUAGAAAUUUUGAAAAAUAGACCCUAAAAUAUGCGUUUUUUUUGCAUUCUGUAAUAGCAUUUUAUCAGUUUUUCCUUUACAGAAAUAUUAAUACUGUCGUUUAAAAGAUACCGGAGUUUUUUCCAGGAUCACGCAAGUUUGAUAAAAGAAAUCUAUAUGAGCAAAACUGGUUUAUUUUUAGCAUAAAACUACAUAAUAGGCUAUCUGCUCUCAGCCAACCAUGAGAAUCGAAUCCUGAAUGUUAACGUUACAUGUCAUUAAACUUACCUCUGGCCCAGCAGGAGACACAUCUACAAAUAAAUCUUAGGCAUACAAAUCUUUUUCAUUUAACAAUUACCACUGACUGAUUCUUACAGCGUUUGACACGGAUAGAAACUGUAAACGAUUUUUGAUAUUUUCACCAAUGGAUCAGUGCGGAAAAUUUUACAGUAUUGUAUAACUAUAAUGAAAAACCAUCUCUGACACAAUAACUGAGGAGACACGGAGCUGCACAUGUAAUUAUUUUAGUCUUAUUUUAAUUUAUACAGUUGUGUAAAUGUUUCUUGACAUAUGCAUACUUUACAGUGAUGCAGCAGCAUUUCUCCUGUGAGUCGUGAAAAUAUUUAAUUUUUAUUCUCUUAUCACAUACGUGUACAUUUAAGUCAUGUUUAGGUUAAAUUUACUGCUUGGUAAACUGACGUCACGAUUCUAUCUUAUCUAAUUAUCGAUAUUAAAGUUUCAUCUUAUUUGAAAGCAGGAUUAUAUGGCAAUCUUUCAGUUCAUCAUUUCAUUAAUUAUUCUAAUCCCACCACAAGCCCCCACCCUCACAAGUUCAGUUUGGUUCCAUAACUUUCUCAGCACAAGAACCUCAAGAACGUUCUCAUCCUGAUUCAGGGCUCACACCCAAUGAAUCCAUAUACUGAAUACCUUAAUAGUAUUGUGUAUUUUGUGUAGUUGCUUGCCCCCCCCCAAACUUUCCUGUGGUCCCCCAAAUUUGGAACCCCUGCCAGUGAGAGAAGUAGUUUUCAGAAGUGUUUCUGUUGAUAUUGUGAAAGUGUACAUGCUACUAUUGUGGUUUGAUGUUUUAAUUAUACAUUUUUGCUCAUUCCUUUUCUUAAAAUGGAGUUUCCAGAAAGUAUUAUAUUAUUGUGUUUUUAAUUGUGGUUUAUCUAUUCUCGUGCGAUGUAGUAAGUUUAAGUCUCUCAAGGUUUAGCUUCAACUUUACUCUAGUAGCCAAUGUUUUUCAAUCUGUCAGUAACAGGUGUUGGAAAAAGAACUGUUAAUCCUAAGAUAAACAGUUUAUAUAUUUGGCAAAGCUGAAGAAGAUUACAGCAUUAAUACUUGAAUGUAUACAGAGCGUUUAGAAGAGAUUUUGCUAAUGUUUGUUUUUCCUCCAUCUCUGUUACUGAAGCAGAAACGAACACUUCUGUAUAAAAUAACCUUAUGUUGACAUUAGUAAGAAAAAUCCGCUUUCACCCAUAUAACUUAAACCAUAACAUAUGGAUAAGAAGGUUGUUUCAAAAAUGUAUUUAAUUUUGCAACAAUUAACAAUUGUCUCCUUUGAAUUGUUUUUCUCUUUUCCACCCAAUCCAGUCAAUUUUAGUUACUUAACAUCGACUGUUGUGCUUUGACAAUAUUUUCAUACAUCAUUAGGCUUUAUAUUAUGUUUAUUCUAUUGCAUUGUGUAUAUUAGUUAUUGUAAUCAAAGGUAGAUGUUAUUAUCACCUCAGAAUCAUAAUACUUUUGUCAUUACUUCACCUCCGAUUAUAGUAAUAGAUUUUGUUUAUAAUAACAAUGCGUCAUCAGGGGUUAUGAUAGUGUUAUCGUUGUCUAGCAAUGAUGAUUUUUGUACUUUAUCAGGCUUUACAGCAGCACCGUUAUGUUGUCUGGUACCUUGUAUUCUAAUCUUUGGAUGUAGCCAGGCUUUGAAACAGUGUCGUUAUUUUGUCUGGUACCUUGUACCCUAGUCUUUGGAUGUAGCUAGGCUUUGAAACAGUGUCAUUAUUUAUUUUAUCUGGUACUUUGUACUGUAGUCUUUGGAUGUAGCCAGGCUUUGAAACAGUGUCGUUAUUUAUUUUAUCUGGUACCUUGUACUGUAGUCUUUGGAUGUAGCCAGGCUUUGAAACAGUGUCGUUAUUUUGUCUGGUACCUUGUACCCUAGUCUUUGAAUGUAGCCAGGCUUUGAAACAGUGCCAUUGUUUUAUCUGGUACGUUGUAUUCUAGUCUUUGGAUGUAGCUAGGCUUUGUAACAGUGCCAUUGUUUU
Limulus polyphemus (Atlantic horseshoe crab) is the source of this 3488-nucleotide messenger RNA. RefSeq names its product ubiA prenyltransferase domain-containing protein 1 homolog. Lineage: Eukaryota; Metazoa; Arthropoda; Merostomata; Xiphosura; Limulidae. Gene Ontology annotation, biological process: menaquinone biosynthetic process; vitamin K biosynthetic process. The transcript has 2 exons. Gene Ontology annotation, cellular component: endoplasmic reticulum; Golgi membrane. The record is from RefSeq and is a predicted model, not a curated record. Gene Ontology annotation, molecular function: prenyltransferase activity. Bases 98 to 1096 code for a protein of 332 amino acids.